AAUGCCAGAAAGGACAGAAGACAACGUGUUGAAAGAAGCAUGCAGUCUAUGAUCUAUACGGAUUAUCCAGGAGAAGAUCUCUUACCUCGGCACUCUUGGCGGCGGACUGCGCCUCGUUCUGCGGAUCAAUCCCGCACUAGCCACAAACUACUGCAUCCAUAUCAAUCAUAUGAAUGUGCGUGCAAUGGCUUCAAGACACUGCAACAGGUCCCGCCGACGCAUUCAACACGUAUUCCACUGAAUCACCUCCUGCCACGGCCAUUCUGCUGCUGUUCUAGCUGUUGGCAGAGACGCCAUGGCGCGUCACAGGCGGCUGUCAAAUGCCUCCUCUGCGUCUUCUCUCCCAGAGCGACAUCAGGAGCUUGAUAGCAUGUACGAUUACUUAGCGAAGGUGAUUCUACUUGGACCAAGCGGCGCUGGAAAAUCUUGCCUCCUACAUCGUUUUGUGAAAAAUGAGUGGCGCGUGCUCUCCUCUCAAACAAUCGGCGUCGAAUUCUCGUCAAAAAUUGUAAAGAUAGGAACCGGCUCACGCUGGAAACGGAUAAAACUACAACUAUGGGAUACAGCAGGUACUGAGCGAUUCCGCUCCGUUUCGCGUUCGUACUACCGCGGGGCUGCCGGCGCAAUCCUUAUCUACGACGUCGGAUCACAUGCUUCCUUCUCCGCCCUCCCAACCUUCCUCAUGGAUGCUAGAGCACUUGCUUCCUCGAAUCUAACGAUCCUCCUGGCCGGAAACAAAAGCGACCUUCUUUCCCAAGACACGAUGUCCCUGGGCGGAGGGGACUACGGCGAUGACUUCCAGCGUCCACCCCCGACACCGUCAAGUACAUCGAGCAAACAGGUUCCGUUCUCCUUCGAAUCUGGUGGAGGUUCACUGCGAUCCAUCAACGGGCCGCCAGUGGGUACGAGGAUGACCGCCACGAUAACUGCGGAAGGGCGCGAGGUGGCGUUAGAAGAAGCGUCGCGGUGGGCGGCGAAAUCGAAUAUACCCGUUGCAGUGGAAGUAUCGGCUUUAACGGGGGAUAAUGUGGACGAACUUUUUAACAGGCUUGCGCGAAUUAUCCUCACUAAAAUCGAAUUGGGCGAGAUAGACCCUGAUGAUCCUCAGAGUGGUAUUCAGUACGGGGAUGGGGGAAUGUAUGGUACUGGUACGAGCGAUGGAGGUAGCGUGCGGAGCGGGAUCACGAUCGAUGACUCUAUGACGCAGAUGCGGAGAAGGAAAACGCGGAGCCGCGGAGCGGGGAGUGGAUGGGCAGCAGGAAUGAGGGAGUGGGAGGAUGUGUUUAGGCUGGGCGGAUCGAAUACGAGGAGGGGUAGAUGUUGUUAAUAUUCCGCGGCUGUUGUGGAGUAGGUAAUCCUGUUGGAAGUUCACGGUCCUCUACCUGGUGUGGACUAGCUCAGGGCAGAAAUCCCGGCUUGGACAUGACAUGCCGUUGGUCUGCUAACCCAUCCGUCCCCAUACUUCGAUUGCGUUCCCUCCUGAACUCUCCCGGCAUCUCAUUUUACCUCUUCCUCCUUUACUCUUUACGCAUCCGAUGUCUAUACCGAUCUCUACUUCUCCGAUAUUGAUGAUGCUUUCUUCUUAUCCUCCUUGCUUUCCUCUUUCUUCUUCAAUUAUCUGCAUAUCCGUCACACCUGUAUUCUGCUUUCCUCAGCACUAUAUUGUACGCACGCUACACCGCAUGGUACCCGUCAUUUACCUUUGCAUAUCUGCAUUUUGCACCAAGCACUCGCUCCACACUAAUACACAGAACCAUCCACCAAUGACUCUGAAAAUACGCCAUAUUUGCACUUGUACGUUUCAUCUUCAUAGCUUCUCCCUAUUCUCACUACCUCAUUGCCACUAUCAUUGCCACUAUCACAAUGUACUACUUGUUUUCAUUUUAACUUAUCCGGAGUCAGGGAUAGGAUGCCAUUCGCUUUUGCCUUCCAUGCCACUUCUUCUUCUUCUUCUUCUUCUUCUUCUACUGUUGUCACUUUUUAUGUCAAUACCCUUUUUCUUUCAUGCGUCGCCCAAUGAUCAUGCCAACAUGCCGUACA
Messenger RNA from Blastomyces gilchristii SLH14081, 2040 nucleotides. RefSeq names its product rab. The record is from RefSeq and is a predicted model, not a curated record. Gene Ontology annotation, molecular function: GTPase activity; GTP binding. Bases 296 to 1327 code for a protein of 343 amino acids. Gene Ontology annotation, biological process: regulation of endocytosis. The transcript has 5 exons. Lineage: Eukaryota; Fungi; Ascomycota; Eurotiomycetes; Onygenales; Ajellomycetaceae. Gene Ontology annotation, cellular component: endosome.